Molecule: messenger RNA, 1425 nt
Organism: Pelagomonas calceolata
Lineage: Eukaryota; Pelagophyceae; Pelagomonadales; Pelagomonadaceae
Source: the annotation of a GenBank genome assembly
GCUCUCGAUGUAGCGCCAUCAUCUCCCAAAGCAAGCGCUCGGCAGCCGCAGGACGCUGCCCGGACAAGCCGCAGGAGCAACCACACUCGUCGUCGCGGCCGCUGAGGCCGUCACAACAACAAGGCUAGCGCACGCACGCCGUCGCUGCAGCCUAGGGCAGCCCCCGCCACCCAUACCUAGGUAGCACGAUGGCCGCCGAGGCGCCCCCUCCUUUACACCAAAGCUUCCGCGGCGCCCUCGACGCGACCACGGACCUGGAUGACGACCGGCUGGGCACGACGGUCUUCCCGCAGGGCUUCGCGGAGACGGCCCGGACGCAUUUCCACACCUUACACGAGCGCAAGACGUCGACCAUUUCUUUUGAUGAUGUCGAUGGUGAUAUUGGAGACAUUAAAUCUGUGGAGGACGCCUUCGUGCUGUUCGGCCUGAGACCGGACGAUAGGACAUCGAGAAGAGAGCAGAUCAAGAUGUGGAAGCAUAUUGAAAGGGCCAUCACGGCGGAGAUCAAGCGACUUACCGGAAGUGGCCGCGUCGAGGCCUACGACCGGGCCAAGCAGCUGAACGCGAACUUGGACAACGUGAAGCGCGGCUUCGCGGGUCUUCAGACGAGAGAGAUCGAGCACAACCAGGCGCAGCAGCGCCAGAUGUUCGAGCAGGCGAAGAAGGGGUUAGCUCGUAGCAUUGCCUUAAAUGAGAAAGAGCGGAAGCGGGACGAAAAACGCGAGAUGAAGGCGCUGCGGGCGCGUCUGGCGAAGCGCCAAGCUAUUGAGCAUGAGAAUCUCGACCAUGCUAUAUUGGUGGCGGUGCCGCCCUUGCAGCGCCACUCUUGUAGAGUACUUGAGCUAAGACGCGCAGAAACUUCACUGGCAGCAAUGAAGCAAUAUGACGAUGCGAAGAACGUGCGGAGGAUGCUCGACAAGAUCGAGGGCCCGGCGCGGCGCAAGUACGACGCGAUGAUGGCUGCCAGGUUUGACGUCGCCCAUGAGAAGUUGAGGUUGAAACACAAGGAGCAGCAAGCAAGGCAACAUGAGCACAUCGGGACCAUCAAGUGGUCGUCCAAACGUAGGGCGGAGAAGCACGCUUCCAUCCAGAGGCAAAAGUGCGCGAAUCUCGAUCUAGACAUGCGGCAGGCGAACGCGUUCGACUCGUGCAAGUCGCCGGAGUUAGUGGUGCAUCCCUCAGCGAGACACCAGCGUCGUCGCGGAUUUGAUGCGACGGCGUCGCAGUUGAAUGGGCGGAAGCUGCUCGAUAGUAUUCGAGGCAAGAAGACGGACGAGCACGUCUACGUCGCGCCGGUCUGCGCUACUCAUACUUUUGAGAAGCCGCUGCUCGACACGCACGUGUACGAUAUGAACUCGUCGCACUACAUGGCGUCGGAGUAAGUCUCGGUAAGGCUAAGCGGUUUGCUAGUGUCUUACAGCUAGG